Lagopus leucura (white-tailed ptarmigan) is the source of this 2376-nucleotide messenger RNA. It is a transcript of the gene TTC29, whose product is annotated as tetratricopeptide repeat domain 29. Bases 711 to 2135 code for a protein of 474 amino acids. The transcript has 17 exons. NCBI's taxonomy places the organism in Eukaryota, Metazoa, Chordata, Aves, Galliformes, Phasianidae. The record is from RefSeq and is a predicted model, not a curated record. Gene Ontology annotation, molecular function: protein binding.
GCAGGGGGCAGAUAGCACCUUCUGUGAAACCUGCUGGAGGUGUAAGCCAAGGAAGACGCUCUAAAAUCCGUUUCCUUCAAAUCUUGGUCUAAUUUAGGAUGAAGUUUCUUUAGGUGGCUUGUGGCAGUGUUGCCAAAAGAAGAAUAGAAAGUCAAAGCAUAUGCAGACCAGCGAUCCAAACUGAGUCUUCUGUCGUGGUGCAUCUGAGAUGGCCAGCUGACCAAGUGUACCGCAAAUGAAUGGACAAAUUGUGUUUUCUACAUAAUUAGGAUGACAGCUAAAUUGCUUGAAUGUACUAGGAAGCAUAAAUUCGGAAGAUCAGUGAGGAAAAAUUAUGGGUUGAGGUUCAGUAAUCCUUCUCCCCUCUCAGAACUGUGGAGGAGCAAGGUGGAGCCUUGUACUUCCGAGAAAGGAUAUAAAGCUGCUGGCGUUUGCCCAUCAUAAGGAACAAGGACCUGCUCAUAGGAAAAAAAAAAAAAGCAAAAUGAAGAAUCUCAGAGGAGCUGAAAACUGACUUUCCCUGAGGUGGAAAAAAAAAUAGUAGUUUACACCAUUUCAACAGAUCCCAAUUGCUCCAAGAAACAAAACAGAACACUUGAAGACUAGGAGGCUGGCUUGGGAUAGUGGAGGGCCUCGUAUUGGCUUCCUUGGUGGACUUCAUUUUCUUAAGCUGGGCAAUUUCUUUCAAGAACAUCUGUUACAGGAUUGAAAUGAAAGUGUUGCCUCAAGAAAUCAUUCAAAGUCCACCAUGGCAUCCCAGGUUUGAAGAACCAACGAUUUGUCCACCAUUAGGUUUUGCCAGGAUUCACUUGAUCAAAGACAAAGAUGGCAUAGAUGAUUAUUUGGCGAAGAAUAUCAAAGGGUUGUCAAAACAAGAAGCUGCGGCUAACAGGAAUUCAUACAAGGAGAACAUCUGCAUAGACAUGCUGCGACAGGGUUAUCACAAGUCCUUCUCCGAGCUCUUCACUCUGAUACAGAAGUGGAAUGCCUUGAGGGAGGCUGCAGGGCCUGGGUCAGCCAUAUGGCAGCGGCAGUCCCUGGAGGAGCAGCCUGAUAAGCUGGAUCAGCUUUACCACUUCCUGACCAGGGCUGAGGCAGCCCAGCGAGCAGGGAACUCUGAGGAAGUUUAUGAUAACCAGCUUAACGUGGCCUACUGCUUCGACAACUCUGAGGAGAAACAGUUAAGGAAUUACUUUUAUGAACAAUGCUUUAACACUGCUCAACUAAUAAAAACUGAUGGUGGGAAAAGACAAGCGCAAGCACAUGCAUAUAUGGGCCUUAUCAAUGAGGAACAAGGUCAUGUCAUGAAGGCUGCUGAGCAUUAUGAAGCAUUUUACCAGCUAACAGAAGGUUCAACGUGGAAGGAUGAGACAGGCCACACUUACUAUUCACUGGCAUGUGACCAUCUUUGGAGAAUUUAUAUAUUACAAGCAGACAAAAUGCUAGAAAACAAAGAACGACAGCAGGCCAUCAAAACAUUAAUAAAAGCUAUCAGAAUGGCAAAAAACGGAGGUGAUAAGAAGAUGGAAGGAGAAGCUGCAUAUUGCUUAAGUUUAGUGUAUCAUUUUGCUGGAGAAGAGAAGACAGCAUUAUCAAUUUUGAACACCUCUAUAAAAAUCUUCACAGCACUGUGUGAUUCUGCAGGCCUAAGAAGAGCAUAUGAAGCUAUAGACAAGAUCCUGGUAAGUCAGGGAAAGGUGGCUGAAAGUCUUGCGCGCUUGGAAGAGUUUAAGAAGGUUGCUGAGAAUGCUCAUCUAAGCCAAAGUGUGGUGGAUGCAUGUGUGUUGAUCGGGAACAUUUACAAUGAAAGAGGGAAUUACGACAAAGCUCUUGAAUAUUUCACUCAGGCUUUCGAGGCAGCAAACACUUUAAAUAAUUUGUCCUUAGCUAAUGAAACAAGGACUUAUUGUGGCAUUGCAAAGGCUCAUAAACUGAUGGUGGCAUUUAACAGCCAUAUAGAAGCAGAAGAUCCCAUCAGCCUCAAGUACUUGCUGGCAUGGAAGGAGAACAGAAGCGACAUGUGCACUGACCCUCUCACAGUCGAGCUCGAUAUAGAAACAAGCCCAUGUGAGCCUCGUCCAGAAACUAGCCCCGGUGAAUCUCUUCCAGAGACGCAAAUUCCAGAUCAUUCCUGAAAACACCUGCUUACUUACAGCAAAGCUGACAGAUGAACGUCGUGAGUUCAGGAAGAUCUCUGGAAACUCGGGCAACAAAGUAAGAAGAUUGGUGGAAGUUUUGUUGUUUAAGUAAGAGCACAUUGUAUAAAUACGUGUUAGCUCUAAGUCCCUAAACGACCGAUUAUGACAGUCGUAUGUGUGGUUCCGUGUCUAUAUAAAAAAUAGCUACUGUCACUGAAAUAAAUGUGAAAGGAAAGAG